AUGUCUCAUCACAACGCAUUGAUCAUCACUGCUUGUUUAUUUGCAAUCUUGUUGAUUGUCAAUUAUUCUACUGCCAUACAUCCUCGUUCUAUACUGCCAGCAAUGGUCAACCAAAAGGAUUACCCAACUUCUUGCUGUUUACCAAGAAAAAUCUCCUUGAAGGGAAGUACAAUGCAAGUAGGCUUUGCUGGUAAUGAAACCAACACAUACUUUGCUACAUGGACCAUCAAUGAUGAUUUAGAUAAUGGAAAGGCAAGAACAGAUGUGACCAAUAGCAAUAUUGCACCAAAUACUACUAUAAUUUCAUACAGAAAUGGCCAACUUACUUAUUCCUAUACUAUUAUUUGGGGACAAACAUGUUUCUGUGUGAAAACUGCUCAGAACAAUUGGUCCAAUAACUAUUGUACUAUUGGAAAACUAUUGGAAGAAUCAAAUAUUGGCUUUAAUAAGGCACAAAAAUAUGGAACUGAGACAAUUAUGCAAAGAGGAGUCGAUAGAUAUAUCAGCACCGAAUAUUAUUGGACACUUCCUAUUGAUCAACAAAGUUGCGUUUUUGCAAGUUAUGUUCAAGCAAUUACUCAACCUGAGGGAAGUUUCUCAAAGAAUGUACAAUUUUCUGGAGCAAGUUAUCAAUUAGAUCCAAAACUUUUCACAAUUCCAGAUAGUUGUCCUCCAGAAAGUCAAUGUCGUACUUACUAA
Naegleria gruberi is the source of this 699-nucleotide messenger RNA. RefSeq lists its product as uncharacterized. Bases 1 to 699 code for a protein of 232 amino acids. The record is from RefSeq and is a predicted model, not a curated record. Lineage: Eukaryota; Heterolobosea; Eutetramitea; Acrasida; Naegleriidae. The transcript has a single exon.